Manis pentadactyla (Chinese pangolin) is the source of this 3379-nucleotide messenger RNA. RefSeq names its product regulatory factor X associated protein (gene RFXAP). Bases 141 to 1520 code for a protein of 459 amino acids. NCBI's taxonomy places the organism in Eukaryota, Metazoa, Chordata, Mammalia, Pholidota, Manidae. The transcript has 4 exons. The record is from RefSeq and is a predicted model, not a curated record. Gene Ontology annotation, cellular component: nucleus. Gene Ontology annotation, biological process: regulation of transcription by RNA polymerase II.
UCAGGGCACCAUUUUCAGAGGCCGCUUUGCCUGCGUAGACGUCUGACUGGUGGUGCCGGGUUGUGACACCACCACACGCCAGCUGAACAUCUCCCAGUUCAGGCAGUUUGAGGCGAAACACCAUCGUGAUUUGCGCCCUAAUGCCACCAGUCAUAAGACUGCCCGGGAACAGUCUCAGUUUACACUGUGGAGCCCGGUCAAAAGCGCUUUGGGAUGUUUGGGAGCAUUUUCCAGCAGGUGCGCUGAGAGGGACACAGAAGCCCACACACCGUCCGGGCUGCCGCAGCGCCCGCGCGCUCAGCACCACCCCAGGCGCCGAGCCGCACAUGCGCAGCCAGUGCCUCCGGCGGCCGCUCAGCCCUGCCCCUCCAGGCCGCCGGGUUUCCGAAAAGACCCCGGGCGUGGCAACGCUCAUGCGCGGGCUGGCGCCGCGCAUGCGCAAUCGGGUGCCUCCGCGGAGCUCGCACCUUUACCCCUGGCGUCACCGAGGGUGGGCGGUGUGCGGGGCGCCGGGGUCGCGGGCCCCUCCGGGCCUGAGCAGCACGGAGGUGCAGGGUGCCGCCGAGGGCGCGGGGCCGGGCGCCAGCGGCGCGCCCCUCCCCGCGGCCGCCGCCCCGCAGUUCGCCCUGCUGGUGAUGCGGCCCUGCGGCGGGCCCGGUGAGCCUGCGGCCCUCGGGGGCGGCGCCGGCGCGGCCGGGGCCCCGGGCUGCCUGUGCGAAGGGACGGCGGCCGGCGGCGAGGAGGCGGCGGAGGACGAGGCCGACCUGCUGGACGCCGCGGACGGCCCGGGCGGGGGCGAGAGCGCGGCCAGCCUCGAGGACCCGGAGGACGAGGGGCUGCUGUCGGGGGGCGAGGGCGGCCCCGGGGCAGCCCGGCGGCGGGGCGGCGGCGGGGGCUGCGUGAGCAAGACGUGCACCUACGAGGGCUGCCGCGAGACCACGAGCCAGGUGGCCAAGCAGCGCAAGCCGUGGAUGUGCAAGAAACACCGCAACAAGAUGUACAAGGACAAGUACAAGAAGAAGAAGAGCGACCAGGCCCAGAGCUGCGGGGGCGCCGCGCCGGCCGGCGGCGCGGGGAACGUCAAGCUGGAGGAAAGUCCAGAUAACAUACUCUCCAUUGUUAAACCAAGAACAGGAUCUUUUGGGGAUCGUCCUGCAAGACCUACUCUUCUAGAACAAGUGUUAAAUCAAAAACGACUGAUACAGAAGCAGGCCUGCAAAGGCUACGUCGCCUGCUCAACACCGCACGGCUACUGGACUUCAAUCCAGAUGGCUGCCAAAUGGAGACACACAGAGCAGCCCUCAGGUGCCCAGUUCAGAGGGAGAGGCUUUUGGGCCAGCUGGGCACCAGGCCCCGGACUCCUCUCCCGCUGGAAACCGAAGGUCAGACACUGGGGUGACUGCGGCAGCAGGGGCCCCACACUGGUGGCAGGACCAGGAGUCCUCACGGCCCGGUGCCGCCUCGCUGCCUGCUGUGAGGGGCCCCUGGGGUUCAUGAGAGGCGGGCGCUGCCCAGGGUGAGCCUUCCCACUCGCGGGGGUGAGGGCACCUGAGCACCGGUCCCUUAAGGGGGUGCCCUGUUGGCAGAGCACGUGGAGCCGAGCUACUGAUCAGCGCAGAGGCAGCAGCCGCACCACCCGCUACAGGCGCUGCCGCACAGCUCACUUCGCUGAGCGCGAGACGCACAAAGGCGCGUGGCCUGCAGAGCUGGAGGCGUGUCCCUCUGGCCUUCAGAGAAAGUCUUCUGGCCUCUACUCCUCAGCCUCUCCCCACAAACAUCUUGUCGUUAAACAUCAGGGGUAAUUUAUAAUUUUUAGUUUUUAUCUUUCUAAAUGAUAAGAUUAGACAGAACUUAGCCUAUCAUUUGCAAACAUUAUCUCCAAAUAACAUAUUGCAGGAAUGAGUAAUUUUUGACGUAAAUGCCACACUGAAUUCCUAAUUACUCCAUUUAGCAUUGCUUUUCAGACGACAGCAGAGUUUCUGAGGCCGUACACGGGACUUUAUCAGAUGCAUACCAAUAGUGGAACCCUCACAGAUCUGGCAGAGAGAAAGUUACAGAAUUUGGGUCUCCUUCUCUGCUCCUAACUUGAUGUCGCAACAUCAGCAUUCCCUAUGCUUCUUGUCUUUAUCCAAAUUCACAUUUUGAAAAUAAAUUAAGUAUACUAGAAUAAAAACAAUUUUAACUGUUUAAAAUUAAAACUACCUUUCCUCACUACUCCAUGCAGCAGAGUAUCUAGUUCCCAGCCCGAGAAGCGCGUCUCUCCCCUCGCCGGCCGCCGCACAAUCACCAGGCACGCACUUGGGAGCUUGCCGGCACCUUUACUUGAAGAGGAGAGAUGAAAUACUUGCUAAUUUUUAAAAAGGAGAAUUGGAACCAAAUACCAUUUCUGCCUUUACAAUGUGAACCCCAGAUGCCGUUCUAAACAAGAGCUGGAUAACGCUGAGCAUGAGCAGAUGGAAUCACCGCCCUUGAAGAACCCCCAGCCUGGCAGGGAGGAGGGAGUGUGUGGCGCAGGAACUGGUAACUGACCCCCAAGGUGUACAACCGCUGGUGGGAGCUUGGAGGACAGGCUGAGGAGGGCCUGGGACGACGGGUCGGGGAACUGAUGGGAAGGCAGGCAAGUGGAGGGGCCCCGCCUUCCCGGUGCUGCCCCAGGGCCUGCGGGAGGUGUCACCGCCUGGACCCCUGCAGCCUGCUCACCUGGUGGUGCACUUCUGUGCCUUGUUCGUCCUCCUCCGCCAACUGGUCAGGUAAGUCCUUUAAGGCAGGAACUGUGCUGUCAUUUUAUCUACAGUGCCUGCCUGCUGGCAGCUGAUGCACAAGAGCACUGGGGAAGUGGACACGUGCAGAUCCCUAGGAUGAGGAAAAUCCUCCUCUGUAAGAUGGGCUGAUGUUAAAUAUGAUAUUUUAUGUCUAUCCCAUGAUGGAGUAAAAAAUCUGUACCAGUUUGUGUUUAAAAUGGCAGUUCAAGUAUCAGACGCAAGAAGAGGGUCAGGAAGGGUGAGAGACGCAGACGCCCCAGACGCCGUCACGCUCUCCGUGAGCUCACAGCUUAAACGGGGGGGUUCGCCAUCCCCACCUGCACCUUCCCAGAAGAGCUUCAUCUCUCAUUUGUUUGUAUUUGGAAUUCCACAAAAUAUUUGUUUUCGACAAAGGGCUCCACUUCUUAAGAGGGAAAACCUUGAUCAAGUGAAUAAGAAGGCUGUUUUCUCAAAAUGUUUUUUUCCCCCACUCCAUUUUUAAGACUGGGAAGAAAUUUAAAUGGAGGGUAUUGAGAAUUUGUAUUUUUAGAUAUGUUCAUAUUCCUCCUGGAUUUCCUGUUAUUUUUCCUCAUUAGCCUUCUUUAGUGCCGUUGCAAUGUACAGAUGUUUACAAUAAU